AUGGAGCUGCUGCUGCAGCACAACAGCCAGCAGUGGCGCAAGGGGCAGGCCGUCGACCCCCCUCAGUGCCUGCAGCAAAGCAGCAAACGGCUCUUCUCCUCUGACAGUCUGCUGCUCCCCCCCGUUCCUAUGGAGAUGCAGCAGCAGCAGCAGACACGGAGAAGCAUGGAGCUGCUGCUGCAGCACAACAGCCAGCAGCGGCGCAAGGGGCAGGCCGUCGACCCCCCUCAGUGCCUGCAGCAAAGCAGCGAACGGCUCUUCUCCUCUGACAGUCUGCUGCUCCCCCCCGUUCCUAUGGAGAUGCAGCAGCAGCAGCAGCAGCAGCAGCAGCAGCAGCAGCAGCAGCAGCAGUAG
Messenger RNA from Eimeria mitis, 354 nucleotides. RefSeq lists its product as uncharacterized. The transcript is spliced from 2 exons. Lineage: Eukaryota; Apicomplexa; Conoidasida; Eucoccidiorida; Eimeriidae. The coding region runs from base 1 to 354 and encodes 117 amino acids. The record is from RefSeq and is a predicted model, not a curated record.